This is a messenger RNA of Oryza brachyantha (malo sina), 2792 nucleotides long. RefSeq names its product putative pentatricopeptide repeat-containing protein At3g25970. The transcript has 3 exons. Bases 81 to 2540 code for a protein of 819 amino acids. The record is from RefSeq and is a predicted model, not a curated record. Gene Ontology annotation, molecular function: protein binding; RNA binding. Lineage: Eukaryota; Viridiplantae; Streptophyta; Magnoliopsida; Poales; Poaceae. Gene Ontology annotation, biological process: RNA modification.
UCUCCGUUUCACCGUGGCCACCUGCCUGGUGGUCAUCCUGUCCCCUUCGCUGCGUGCCGCAAGGUGAGGUGACGCGAGGCAUGGCUUCCCUGUCUCUUCCCCCUCUUCUCCACGACGCCCUCCUCUCCCGCUCCCGCCACCGUCCUCCUCCCUUGCCGCUGCCACUCGCCCCCUCUCGCCUCGCCGCCGCGCACCCCUCCCCGUCUCCGCACGCCGAUGAGCGGCUCCGCGCCGAGGAGCUCCGGUCCUACGCCGCGGCGCUGCAGGGGUGCGCCGCCAGCCGUGCGCUCCGCCGCGGGAGGGCCCUCCACGCGCGCCUGCUCCGGUCCGGGCUGCGUCCGGACGCGUUCCUGCGCGACUCGCUGCUCAACAUGUACUGCAAGUGCGGCCGCCUGUCGGACGCCCGCAGCGUGUUCGACGGGAUGCCGCACAGGGACGUCGUCGCCUGGACGGCCAUGAUCUCCGCCCACACCGCGGCGGGCGACGCCGGCUCGGCCCUCGAGCUGUUCGCUGGCAUGGGUGAGCAACGGGUUGUCCCCAACGAGUUCGCGCUUGCCGCGGCGCUCAGGGCCUGCACAGUGGGUUCGGACUUGGGCUUUACGCCUCAGGUGCAUGCUCAGGCGGUGAAGCUGGAAAGUUUGCUUGAUCCCUACGUCGCUUCUUCCCUGGUCGAGGCUUACGUGAGCUGUGGGGAGGUGGAUGUUGCUGAGAGAGCUCUGUUGGACUCGCCGGCGAGAAGCGCUGUGUCAUGGAAUGCUCUGCUCAAUGAGCAUGCUCGGCAUGGUGAAUACACGAGGGUCAUGCUGGUUUUUGAUAAGCUGGUGGAAUCUGGUGAUGAGAUAAGCAAGUAUACCCUACCUACUGUCCUCAAGUGUUGUACCGAGCUCGGUCUUGCAAAAUCCGGUCAGGCUGUGCAUGGUUUGGUGAUCAAGAGAGGGCCGGAAACAGACAGUAUAGUGAACAAUUGCCUUAUUGAGAUGUAUUCAAAGUGUCAAUCUGCUGAUGAUGCCUAUGAAGUCUUUGUCAGGAUAGAUGAACCUGACGUGGUGCAUUGCAGUGCGAUGAUCUCUUGUUUUGAUAGACAUGACAUGGUUCCAGAAGCAUUUGAUAUUUUCAUACAAAUGUCAGACAUGGGAGUCGAACCUAAUCAAUAUAUAUUUGUUGGCAUAGCCAUUGUUGCAUCAAGAACUGGUGAUCUGAACCUAUGUCGCAGUGUUCAUGCUUGCAUUGUGAAGAGUGGAUUUUCUAGGACAAAAGGGGUGUGUGAUGCCAUUGUAAGUAUGUACGUGAAAGCUGGUGCUGUUCAAGAUUCAGUUCUCGCUUUUGAUCUUAUGCACGGGCCUGACAUAACUUCUUGGAACACACUUCUCUCUGGGUUUUAUAGUGGAAACAACGGCGAGCAUGGUCUGGCAAUUUUCAAGCAGUUGAUUUGUGAAGGUGUUUUAGCAAAUAAAUAUACCUAUGUAGGCAUUUUGAGGUGCUGCACUAGCUUGAUGAACUUGAGGUUUGGCUGUCAGGUUCAUGCAUGUGUUCUGAAAAGUGGUUUUCAAAGAGACGAUGAUAUUUCAAGAAUGCUUCUUGACAUGUAUGUGCAAGCUGGGUGCUUUACGAAUGCACGCCUGGUAUUUGAUCAACUGAAAGAAAGAGAUGUAUUCUCAUGGACAGUUUUUAUGUCAACAUAUGGUAAAACUGAUGAAGGUGAGAAGGCAAUAGAAUGCUUCCGCUCAAUGUUGCAAGAGAACAAGAGGCCUAAUGAUGCCACAUUAGCUACCUCGCUAAGUGUCUGCUCUGAUUUGGCAUGCUUAGGCAGUGGCCUCCAGCUGCAUUCAUAUACCAUCAAGUCAGGCUGGAGCAGUUCAGUUGUUUCCAGUGCUUUAGUUGAUAUGUAUGUGAAGUGCGGCAACAUAAGAGAUGCUGAGAUGCUAUUUGACGAGUCAGAUACACACGAUUUAGUUGAAUGGAAUACGAUCAUCUGUGGUUACGCUCAUCAUGGUCGUGGAUACAAAGCACUGGAGGCCUUCCAAGAGAUGAUAGAUGAGGGGAAGGUACCUGAUGAGAUAACAUUUGUCGGUGUCCUCUCGGCGUGUAGCCAUGCAGGAUUACUUGAUGAGGGAAGGAGGUACUUUAAAUUGCUGAGUAGUGUGUAUGGAAUUACUCCCACAUUGGAACACUAUGCUUGCAUGGUUGAUAUUCUAGCCAAGGCUGGAAAGCUAACUGAGGCUGAAUUUCUUAUUAAUGAUAUGCCAUUGAUCCCAGAUGCAUCCUUAUGGAAGACAAUUCUGGCGGCAUGUAGGAUUCAUGGAAAUGUUGAGGUUGCUGAGAGAGCAGCAGAAAAAUUAUUUGAGAUACAACCGGAUGACAUAUCUUCUUGCAUAUUGUUAUCUAACAUUUACGCGGAUUUAAAAAUGUGGAAUGAUGUUGCUAAAGUUAGGAGUAUGCUAGUGGAUUGUGGAGUAAAGAAGGAACCAGGGUGUAGCUGGAUUGAAAUCAAUGGGAAAAUACAUGUUUUCCUGUCACAAGAUGGGUUCUCUAAAUACUAAAAGUUGACCGGUGUAUUUCACACCUCUUAUUUCUGCCAUCUGACAUUUCAUUGGACCAGAAAGCCGGUUGCAGCAGCCUAUCUAGGGUAAACUAUGGUGCUGGAAACAUGGAUCUGUCUGAAGACCAUCAAUUUAAUUGCCCAUUUAACUGCAGUAACUCACACACAUCAGGAUAAAUGCAGACUGAGGAGAGUUCCUUAGUCAAGGCACAUGGAAAUGGUCAGGCAAUAUCGCCUGCAAUUGCGAGCCAAG